AUGGCUCAGCUCCCAGACGAACUUGUCCUGUCAAUCCUUGACCAGAAGUUCCCCUGCCGGCAGCAGCAAACCCGUGCUCUGGCGACCUUGAUAUCUCCAGGCGCGGCACCAUGUCUGAACUGUAUUGUUUAUGGUGUCGAAGCAACCGGGAAAAGUGCCAUCACUGAGGCUCUGCUCCAGCGGCUUGGCGGCUCCGGAUCCCCCCACCAUCCAGACUCGCCCAUAUUGCAGUACGCCAUCGUCAACUCUGUCGAGUGUGUCACCGGGCGACAUCUGUUCGAGACAAGCGUCCGAAAUGUUGCCAACGCCCUCGGCUUUGGUGGCUUUGCCACACGAUGCGAGAGUUUGGCACAGUUGAGCUUCGAGUUAUCCAGGAUGCUCACGGAGGCCGUCCGCCCCGAGAGCCGCCAUUUCGUUCUCGUCUUCGACGCCAUCGAUCGCCAGAAGGAAGCACCACCGACCCUUCUCCCUGCCUUGGCAAGGCUGUCGGAGGUGAUCCCCAGCCUGACCACGGUCUUCAUCAUGACCGGCCCGCCACCAGGUUGUCUCCGCACUUCCAAUGUUGCCCAUGUCCAGUUUCCAAAUUACACCAAGACAGACCUGGUUCAUAUCCUCUCUGCAGCUCCGCCAAAACCCCUUCCCAACUCCACCUCAGCAGAGACAGCCGACCUGUGGGCCCGCUUCUGUGGCGCCGUCCAUGACGCCUUGACCAAGUCCGCCGCGCGCACGCUGCCGGCAUUCCAAAGUGCCUGCAACUCCCUCUGGCCGCGCUUCACGGCUCCCCUCCGCGAGGGCAACCUCGGACCAAAGGACUUUACGAAGAUGCUCAUUGCCGCACGUGUGCACUUCCAGGACGAGAGCCUCCUUGACCCGGGCAUCUUGGGGCUCUCCCCCCACCAACAAGCCACUCCCAAAGCCUCUGUCCAGUCUGUUGAGAGGAACCCCAAGACAAUCGGCCAGGGCACCACCGCGCCCGCAACCGCCACCGCCACCACCAGCCUCGCUGUGCUUCUCCCCACGACAGCCCGCAUCCUCCUAAUCGCCGCGUACCUUGCCUCGCACAACACCGUGCGGCACGAUCUGACCUUGUUCUCGACCCACCACCACGGGAAGCGACGGCGCCGCGGUGGCGCAUCUUCCGUCAUCGCCGGCCAGAGGACCAAGCACCGCAAGAUCGCACGGAAGCUGCUCGGCGCCCAUGCCUUCGUCCUCGAGCGCAUGAUGGCCAUCUUCACCACCGUGCGCCAUGAGUGGGGCAUCGGUGUAGACGGUGGUGAGCCCCUAGACCCGGGCUUGGGGGCGGAUGCUGACAUCGGCAUGGCACUCGCCACUCUUUCUUCCCUGCGCCUACUGGUUCGUGUCGGCGCCGGCGGUGAUCCCCUGGAUCGUGGCGGCAAGUGGAGGGUCAAUGUCGGCUGGGAGGUCAUCAGGAGCUUGGGACGGAGCAUGCACGUCGAGGUCGAGGAGUGGCUGGUCGAGUAG
Messenger RNA from Diaporthe batatas, 1482 nucleotides. RefSeq lists its product as uncharacterized. Gene Ontology annotation, cellular component: nucleus; nuclear origin of replication recognition complex. The record is from RefSeq and is a predicted model, not a curated record. Lineage: Eukaryota; Fungi; Ascomycota; Sordariomycetes; Diaporthales; Diaporthaceae. Bases 1 to 1482 code for a protein of 493 amino acids. Gene Ontology annotation, biological process: DNA replication initiation; DNA replication. Gene Ontology annotation, molecular function: DNA replication origin binding. The transcript is spliced from 3 exons.